GUGACUACACAUUGCUCAAGAGAGGACAUCAGAUCUGUAUAAAUGCGAAGGACAGUUAUCACAUGUCAAAUUGGUACUUCCAAGGUUAUGCUGGACACACUGAUUUUAAGCUAAGGAAUUCUGCAUGAACUACAAUGGAACUUGAUCUCAGUUAUGAUUAUAUUGAUUAUCCGAAUGUCACCACCAAUGUUACUUAUGAGGAAGUUUCUUUCAAAGUCCACAGCAAAUGUUUCUCUCAGAUUCUGUGCCUGUUGUUUGUGGUGAUCAAUGUGAUCAUCUUCUUGCUGGGCAUUGGAGGAAAUGGGGUGGUUAUCUGGAUCGCAGGUUUUGGCAUAAAGAAGUCUGUUAACACUACCUGGUACCUGAGUCUGGCCAUAUCUGACUUCAUAUUCUGCGUCUUUUUGCCUUUUAACAUUAUCUAUGGCGCAACUUCGGACUGGAUCUUUGGACUCUUCAUGUGCAAGUUCACAUCCUUUAUUAUGUUUCUCAACAUGUUCAGCAGCAUCUUCCUCCUUGUCAUCAUCAGCAUAGAUCGAUGCAUUGCCGUCAUGUUUCCUGUUUGGGCCCAGAAUCAUCGUACUAUCGGAAAAGCCGCAGUGAUAAUUGUGCUUGCAUGGGUCAUCUCUUCUGCUUUAAGUAUUCCAUCUGUUGUAUUCCGUGAGGUUCAAAAUCACUUAGGUAUAAAUCGAUGUAUGAACAACUACACAUCUAGUCAGUACAGCCACCAAAUCAUAGCCAUGAGUCGCUUUGUUUUUGGAUAUGUGAUCCCAUUCCUUCUCAUCAUCUUCUGCUACACUGUCAUCAUACUUAGACUGAGAGCCACACAGAUGGCAAAGUCCAACAAACCAUUUAAGAUCAUGACUGCUCUCAUUCUCACCUUCUUCCUGUGCUGGCUGCCGUACCAUACAUUUGUGCUAAUCGAACUGAAUCAAAGUGUCAGUACUGAGAUCAUAACGCAUGGGCUGAAAAUUGGCACCACUGUUGCUGCCACAAACAGCUUCUUAAACCCGAUUUUGUAUGUCUUCAUGGGUAAUGAUUUCAGGAGGAAAUUCAGGAGCUCCAUCUUAUCAAAAAUUGAGAAUGCCAUAGGAGAGGAUGGGCGAACAAUGAGCCGCUACUUAUCUCGCUCCAGCUCAGUGGAAGCCAGGGUGUCCACUCAUAUCUAAAGAAACAACUGGAAGUGACAGAAAAUUAUAUUUUCAGAGAUGUACAAAAAUAAAUCAAACCAUAAUUGUGCAUAAUACAAAUUGAUUCCUGAUGUAAGCUUCUACUUAACUUAUCACAAUCAUUUCUGUAAUUUCUUCUUGAUUAUAUGAGUUUUUAGAAUUUCAAAUGUUUUUAUCUGUAAUUAAAAUCAAAGUGGUCAAGAAGUGCAAUAUUGAAUAAUACUGGGUUGACAUUUUUAUAGUCAUAAUCUAAAGUAGUUGAUUACAGACUCAAGGCAAGAAGAAACUUCAAGUGAUAUUUCAAUAUACCAGGCAGAAUAUGAUGUGUUCUAUUGUUUUAUGUGACUAUAAAUGAAAAUGUGUAUACUGUAUAUCUGAUAAUAUGUGCUUUUCAAGGAGUCAUUGGAAACAUUGAACAUGAUUAAUGUAGUGGUGGUGGGGUGGUGGCGUGGUGUGGUGGCAUAGUGGGCUAAAGCACAUAACUGAUAAUCAGAAGUUUGCUGGUUCAAUCCCCACAGCCACCCCAUUGUGUCCUUGAGCAAGGCACUUAACUCCAGGUUGCUCUGGGGGGAUUGUCCCUGUAAUAAGUGCACUGUAAGUCGCUUUGGAUAAAAGCAUCUGCCAAAUGCAUAAAUGUAAAGUUUAAUGUCAAAUGAUUAAUGAACUAGGCUAACACAUCACUGCAGUUUGUAAUUGACAUAACUUUAAUUAGAAAUUUAAGGCAGCCGUUUAACUUAAGUUCCCAGUUAAAAUGGGUUGAAAUUUGUACAGAAAGUUAAAUGUUUUGUGACUAAUAAACACAUACAAUGCCGUAAUUAUCCCCAUCUUCAAACAUUAAAUUGAUGUCUCUCAUUUAGUUAUACAGUGAAU
Molecule: messenger RNA, 2036 nt
Organism: Xyrauchen texanus (razorback sucker)
Lineage: Eukaryota; Metazoa; Chordata; Actinopteri; Cypriniformes; Catostomidae
Gene: cmklr1
Product: chemokine-like receptor 1
Exons: 2
Coding region: 135-1166 (343 amino acids)
Biological process (GO): phospholipase C-activating G protein-coupled receptor signaling pathway; positive regulation of macrophage chemotaxis; inflammatory response
Cellular component (GO): plasma membrane
Molecular function (GO): complement receptor activity; G protein-coupled receptor activity
Source: RefSeq, a predicted model, not a curated record